Poeciliopsis prolifica (blackstripe livebearer) is the source of this 810-nucleotide messenger RNA. It is a transcript of the gene anapc16, whose product is annotated as anaphase promoting complex subunit 16. Gene Ontology annotation, cellular component: kinetochore; cytosol; anaphase-promoting complex. Gene Ontology annotation, biological process: protein ubiquitination. Bases 143 to 469 code for a protein of 108 amino acids. The record is from RefSeq and is a predicted model, not a curated record. The transcript is spliced from 4 exons. NCBI's taxonomy places the organism in Eukaryota, Metazoa, Chordata, Actinopteri, Cyprinodontiformes, Poeciliidae.
AUGAACCAUUCGGAUUGUUGUGGCAUCUUUUAAAAUGGCAACCUUCUUUUUAACGUAAAUAACAGACGGCUAAACAAACACCGAGGGCUAAACUGCGUAUGAAUAAAGCCGAGCAUUCUGGAAAAUUACGCUUCCUAAGGCAAUGGCAGCGUCUUCAUCGUCCUCCUCUGCAGGAGGUGUAAGCGGUAGCUCGGUAACAGGCUCUGGAUUCAGCGCCUCAGAGCUCAUCCCUCCCAGGAAAGUUCUCUACACUUAUCCUAAAGGAGCAGGGGAAAUGAUGGAAGAUGGCUCUGACAGAUUUUUAUGUGAGUCUGUGUUCAGCUACCAAGUUGCCUCCACGCUAAAGCAAGUUAAACAAGAUCAACAAGCAUCGAGGAUGGAGAAACUUGCGAGCCUUGUGGAAGAGCUAGAAGCAGACGAGUGGCGUUACAAACCAAUAGAGCAACUACUAGGAUUCACACCGUCCUAGUCAAAGGCAUUCGGAUGCCUUUUGUGGAAUAAAUCAGCCAAAUGGAAUGAAGACAAAAGGAAAUGUUUUAUUCUGACAUGUGAUGCUUUUUUUCUGUAAGAGUUUACACUGUAACAUAGAGUUAAAGGUUAUUUCAACAUGUUGAACGUAAGAUGUUUUUAUUUUAUAUCUUGCACAAUUUUGUGUUUACCUUUUUUAAACUUAUUUUCAAUAAUGUGCAUCAUCUAAACUAAAAUACCUUUCAGCUUAAUAUUAUAACUACUCAACUUGUAAUAUUAUUUAAUAGUCAUAAAAUGUCUUUCAUCUCAUUUAGACUAAUAAAACUGAUUCUUGACAUGCUC